This is a messenger RNA of Priceomyces carsonii, 3660 nucleotides long. It is a transcript of the gene MSN5, whose product is annotated as karyopherin. Gene Ontology annotation, biological process: protein export from nucleus; RNA export from nucleus. NCBI's taxonomy places the organism in Eukaryota, Fungi, Ascomycota, Pichiomycetes, Serinales, Debaryomycetaceae. The coding region runs from base 1 to 3660 and encodes 1219 amino acids. Gene Ontology annotation, molecular function: nuclear export signal receptor activity; RNA binding; small GTPase binding. The transcript has a single exon. Gene Ontology annotation, cellular component: cytoplasm; RNA nuclear export complex; nucleus. The record is from RefSeq and is a predicted model, not a curated record.
AUGACCAUGGACAGUAAUGGCGUCAACCAAAUAAUUACAGCCUUAGGCGUUAUACAUGACCCAAAAUCAAGCAAUUCACAAAGAGGAGAUGCACAAAGGUUCUUGGAAUCUAUAAAGUCUGAUGAAGAGUCUCCUUUUUGGGGUUAUCAGUUAGCUCUCGCCGAAAAUAAUGGUAAGAAUUAUAUAGUGCGGCAUUUUGGACUUUCAUUAUUACAGCACUCCAUUAACAAACGUUGGCAGCUGUUUGAUACGACAAAGUCUCUAGCAAUUAGAAACUGGGUUAUUGAGUUAUCUAAUAAGAUGGACUCUGAUGAUCCUCACUACUUAAAAGAAAAAUUGGCUUAUUUAUGGACAUCAAUUGCCAAAAGAAUCUGGGGAAGCUACUUGGUCAAGGCAAAGGAGUCAUCGAUUAGUGAUGAUGAUAUUCUUGAUGGCUGGGCUUCAAUGGAUGCAGACUUAUGGAAGUUGUGGAAUAGUAAUUUAAUUUCUCGAGAAUUGUCUUUAAUUAUAGUCCGCACACUUUUCGAAGAUAUAUAUCUUCUAGAUGAUGUUAUUGCUUCCAAAAGAACUGCGAUUUUGAAUCAGCUCAGUGUUCUAAUUAUUACUUCCGAUGAGGUUUUAAAUUCACUUUAUGAGCCGAAUCCUAACUUAUCAGUCUGCAAGAACUCUGUCGAUGGUUGGUUCGUUACUUGGGUAAAAUUUCUAAUUGAAGUUUUAUCGACCAAUGAAUUUUCAAGUCCAACAUGUCAGACAUUCGUGCCAAAGAUUUUAUCAACAUUUAAAACUUGUUUGCAUUGGGUUCAACCGUCAUUAUUAAGGGAAGAAAAUAUAAUGCAGACCUUGAUAACAAUCUUGACAAUACCCGACGUCAAGUUAAAAACAUUAGCUGUAGAUUGCUUGCACAUUCUUUUUACGAGAAGCUACAGCGACGAAGAGGAUUUCAACUUCUUCAUUGGUAGUAUUUUUACGACGCAAGGCAUUGAGAAUUUAUCUCAAUUCUACCAGUCCUUAGAAAUUGAUCCUGAUGACAUAGAUGAGCUGGUUUAUUCUCUCUUGAAAAAAACAGUAGAGAUGAUAGUGUCAUUGAGUGAAUACUUAAACAUUGGGUCAAAAAAUAGGAUAUCAUGGGAUAAUGCGGAUGUUGACAGUUAUUUGAAGUUAGUUUUAAAAACAACUAACCAUCCUAGUUUAAUCAUAAGUGGAUUGUCAUUACAAAUGUGGGUAACAAUUUUAAGGUUUGAUGAAUUGAGCUCAAAGGACCCAAUAAAGGGCAUAUUGUUAGAGUUAUUGGAAAUUGCGGCCAACAGGACAAUAAAUUAUACUUUAGAUGAAAAUGUAUCGAAGAAAUUUUUGGACGUGGAUUUCGACUCUACUCCUGAUGCAAACUCAUUUUUGGCAAACUAUAAAAAAUUUAAUGAGGAUAUUGUAAGAAUCACGAUUUGCAAGAAGCCCGAAGAAGGCUUAAUGUGGCUCGAAAGAAGACUUCAAACCUUUUUCAGCUCUGAUCUAGGUGCAGAAUGUAUCAAUAAUUAUAAAUUAGAGGAAAAUUCGGAGGCUUUCAAUUAUGGUACGGCGCAAUUUAAUAUUUUAGAAAAUUGUAUGAGAGGUAUUUCGAGGUGGAGAAUUUGGUACUCUGAGGAUGAUUUUGAUGCGAUAAAUGGCAGGUUGAAUAAAUUGGUUGAAAGUCUCGGUGAAAGAUUACUCGCUAUGAACCUAGCAUCUCCUCUAUUGAUAAGGAAACAAGUGCAAACUUUAGUUCAAUUUGCACCGCUAUUAAAAGACGUGAGUCCUUUAAUGUUUCAAGUUCUAGAAAAAAUUUUGACAACAGCAACGAUUGAGUAUCCACAGGAUGAUGAUGAAAAAGAACUAAUUCGAGAUUUGAGAACAUGCUGCGGCACUGAAUUGAAUAGAAUUGCCUAUAUAAUGCCAGAGUCCUUAAAAAAGAUAUUUGGCGAUUUAGAGAACGUAGUGGCUAAUAUCUUAUCAUCAAAAAAGGUGACAGAUCAUGAAAAUGUUGCUUUUAAAUCAUUUUUACUCGUAAUAGCCUCUAGGUCUUCCUUGAGUGGAAAAGAUGAAUUAUUCGCUAAGAUAGUUGAUCCAGAGAUGGCGGCAUGGUCUGCCCCAGAAACAGAAAAGGGAUUGAUGGAUUUGCAUUGGUUUAUGGAAAGAAUGGGAAUUGUUGAGAUCGCAGGUUAUUUUCAAAGGAGAGGAAUAACGGCUAACACUAACCUUCUUGAGGCCAAAAUGGAUGAUGAAGGAAGAGGGUUGAAGAACAGGUUGAAAGAUCGCUGGUCUUCUAUAUUUCCGAUCAGAGCAACUAGAAUUUUCAUUCAAUAUAGUAUUGAAAAAUUGAGCCAUGAUUCUCCUGAGUACUUAAAAUUGUUAAAAUUAUGGAAACCAAGAGUUCAACCAAUUAUACCGCAUAUAUUACAAUUGCUUACACAGAUCCAGGCUUAUCACAAUCCUGGAAAUUGGAAAGAGUUGCCUGAUGAGGUUCAGUCGUUUGUUCGUUAUAGUUGUAUGGAAAGAUUUUGGCAACAGGGUGUAUCAAUUCAAUCGAAGGAGACAUUCAUAGAAGAAAAUGUGAAGGCGGGACUCACCUUAAGGGAUUUUGCGGAUUCUGUUGGUCAUUUAAUACGAUACACCAGGGAAUAUGCAUUUUUGACUAUAGGCUCCUUAUCGCAGUUGGAAGAUACCUUGUAUGAAGUUCCAAAUAUUGCUAGUAUGAUUUGGAAAUCUGUCGCAGGUGAUACUACAGGGGUGACUUUGCAUAGUUGGAAACAUAUGAUCAAUAGUUGCUUGAGAAGUGUCGUUAGAAAUUGCCCAGUGAAAUACGUGGAUAUAUUUAUGUCCGAUCUUUUGCCAAAGGCAUUUACAGAUAUAGACAAAUUACUAGUCGAGAGAUGGGAAAAAGUAUAUUACAAUGGGCUUCAGUUACAAGGCAAUGAGGAUGAUGAAACGUUGUCGGAGGAGAUGAUGGAGGAGCAUAUGCUAAGACAAUUAAUUGCUACGGUGGUGAGAUUUUUAAUGGACUUAGUCAGUCAGUUUAAUGCAAAAAAUGUUACAGAUACUCAAAUUGCUUGCAAAAGGUUAAUUAUUGAAAAUAAGGAUGUGAUGGCACCGUUUUUGCAAAUUUGUUGCCACAUUAUUAUGUUCAAGGACACAAAAUGUUCCUUUAAUACCAUCUUGGUUGUCAGAAACGUUCUCGGUGACAUUUUGUUGAGGGAUGAUGAAGUUGACAAAUACCUAUGCGAGAAUCUUGUGAAAGCCUUACUCCAUGUCUUGGUCGACGAUUAUUUUGUUGAAACUCAUUCAGAAGCUGCAAUAGCACUUACAACAUUAUAUUGUGCUUUAAGGUCGAAGAAUGAUUACCCAGCUAGAAUGAUGAUCCAGUAUUUGCCAAACGUAACAACUCAGCAUGUUAGUAACUUUGAGACUUUGCUAAUUAGUUCCAAAUCAUUAAAGCAUCAAAGAUCGGCAUUAUUAGAAUUAAUUAGAAUUUCAAAGGAUACAGAAGGGGAUGAAGAAGACGACUUGAGCAAACGAAAGAAAGAAUUGGAUGUUGUUGAGGCUAGGAAGAAGAAAAACCUGGCGAUCGACGUGAUGAAUGAUCCUUUUACGGAAAAUGGAGCCUUAAAUAAUCUUUUUGGUGAGGAAUAA